UUGAGCAGCCUGCAGUGGAAAGCUGGAGCCAUGGUGUGUGGCAGGCGGAUGCAGGAGCAGAGAGCAGCCAGGGAGAGCAGAACUCGGAGGACGCGGUGGGGCAUGGCGGGGAAGAUUAAGUUCCUGGCUUGGCUAAUGGUAGCCAUCUGCCUCCUCCCUGGGUUGACUACAACCCAGCACCAUGAAGGGCAGCGCAUGAACAGCACCAGCGUGGCAGGUGGCCUGCAGGAGCCAGAGGCCCCGGAAGUGAUGUUUGAGCUGCUCUGGGCCAGGCUGGAGCUGGAUGUCAUGGGGCAGCUGCACAUCCAGGAUGAGGAACUGGCGUCCACCCGUCCAGGCCGCCGACUCGGGCUCCUCCUGCAGCACCACGUGCCCAGUGACUUGGAGGGUGCUGAGCAGUGGCUGCAGCAGUUCCAGGACCGGCGGAAGGGGCCUCCUCUUAGCCCUUGGGAUUUUGAACAUCUGCUCCUCACCGGCCUAUCCUGUGUCUACCGGCUCCACAAGGCUCUGGAGGCCGAGGAGAGGGGUCGCUGGGCCCAGGUCUUUGCCCUCCUGGCACAGGAAACACUCUGGGACCUGUGCAAAGGCUUCUGCCCUGAGGGCCAGCCUCCUUCUUUGGGGCCCUGGGCCUCAAUCCUUGACCCCUUCCCCUGACCCUCCCCUUUCACUAUCAGCCCCCUAAUUCCCACCCCAAGCCAGACUCAUCCUGGGCAGGGGCUUCCAUAUGGCACCUGGUUCUUCCCACUGUGUUCAGGUCUUUGGCUUAGGGCUGCACCCGCACCCAUGUUUACCGCUUCCCCAUCUUCUUCCCCGGGUCCUGAUAGGCAAAGAGCCCAACCUCUGGGUCCCAGGCAGCAGGUGCAAAACUAAAGCAGGACCUCCAGGCAGUGUGUGGUGUGUGUGUGU
Molecule: messenger RNA, 906 nt
Organism: Eptesicus fuscus (big brown bat)
Lineage: Eukaryota; Metazoa; Chordata; Mammalia; Chiroptera; Vespertilionidae
Gene: FAM180B
Product: family with sequence similarity 180 member B
Exons: 3
Coding region: 31-654 (207 amino acids)
Source: RefSeq, a predicted model, not a curated record